This is a messenger RNA of Aptenodytes forsteri (emperor penguin), 6628 nucleotides long. It is a transcript of the gene NSD3, whose product is annotated as nuclear receptor binding SET domain protein 3. The transcript has 23 exons. NCBI's taxonomy places the organism in Eukaryota, Metazoa, Chordata, Aves, Sphenisciformes, Spheniscidae. The record is from RefSeq and is a predicted model, not a curated record. Gene Ontology annotation, cellular component: chromatin; nucleus. Bases 40 to 4347 code for a protein of 1435 amino acids. Gene Ontology annotation, biological process: regulation of DNA-templated transcription. Gene Ontology annotation, molecular function: protein binding; histone H3K36 methyltransferase activity.
AUGAGAAAAAGGGAAAGCUAAGGAUGCUGGAGCAGAACAAUGGAUUUCUCUUUCUCUUUCAUGCAAGGGAUCAUGGGAAACACAAUUCAGCAACCACCUCAACUCAUUGACUCAGCCAACAUCCGCCAAGAGGAUGCCUUUGAUGCCAGCAGUGACAUUGCUGAAGAUGGUGGACAAACGCCAUACGAAACUGCCCUGCAGCAAGGCUUUCAGUACCCUACGCCCACGACAGAGGACCUUCCACCCAUCACAAAUGGCUACCCACCAACAAUCAAUAUGUACGAACCUCAAGCCAAAUACCAGACGUACAGUCAAUAUCCUAAUGGUUCAGCCAAUGGUUUUGGUACAGUCAGAAACUUUAGUCCCCCAGAGUAUUACCAAAUGGAAAACUCUAAUGCAAGGCCACACGAAGUUCUGGAAAAACCUUCCCCUCCACAGCCGCCGCCUCCACCACCACCUUCAGUUUCACAAACGGUGAUUCCAAAGAAGACUGGCUCACCAGAGAUCAAAUUAAAAAUAACCAAAACUAUCCAGAACGGCAGGGAAUUGUUUGAGUCCUCUCUGUGUGGGGACCUUUUAAAUGAAGUACAAGCGAGUGAGUAUGCUAAGGCGAAACAUGAAGGGAGAAAAGAGAAAAGGAAAAAAAGUAGCAAGCAUGACUCUUCCCGAUCGGAAGAGCGCAAGUCACACAAAAUUCCAAAAUUAGAACCAGAGGAACAAAAUAGACCAAAUGAGAGGCUUAGCACGCUAUCAGAAAGACCAAGAGAAGAUACAGUGUUGGAGGAAACCCCGGUCCAGCAGUUCUUGCCUUCUCUUCCAACACAAGUCACCCAUGACAUCAAGUUUCAGGUUGGCGAUCUGGUUUGGUCCAAGGUGGGAACAUACCCGUGGUGGCCUUGCAUGGUUUCAUGUGAUCCACAGCUUGAUGUUCAUACCAAAAUUAAUACAAGAGGUGCCCGUGAAUACCAUGUUCAGUUUUUUAGCAACCAGCCAGAGAGGGCGUGGGUGCACGAGAAGCGGGUUCGAGAGUACAAAGGACACAAACAAUAUGAGCAAUUAUUGGCCGAGGCUGCUAAGCAAGCCAGCAACCACUCUGAGAAACAGAAGAUUCGCAAACCAAGGCCACAAAGAGAGCGUGCUCAGUGGGAUAUUGGUAUUGCCCAUGCUGAGAAAGCAUUGAAAAUGACGCGGGAAGAAAGGAUAGAACAAUACACCUUCAUUUAUAUAGACAAAGAGCCAGAGGAGGUUUUGUCAAAAGCCAAAAAGACUGCUGCUUCUAAAUCAGAGACCAAGAAGAACCGACGACCGAAGCCAGCAUUGAACACCCAGCCAGAACAUGCCAACGUGGUAGCAGCAUCGCCUUCAAAUGCUGAGGUGCGAAGACAAAGCCAGCGGAGGCAGUCAAGUGUGGAAGAAGAGGAGCCACCUCCUGUGAAAAUCGCAUGGAAAACAGCUGCAGCUAGAAAAUCCUUACCAGCUUCAAUAACCAUGCACAACUUGGAUCUUCAAAAAUGUAACAUGUCUCCAGUUGUUAAAAUUGAACAGGUUUUUGCCCUUCAGAAUGCUGCUGGGGAUGGAAAACUCAUCGAUCAGUUUGUUUAUUCCACUAAGGGAGUUGGUAACAAAACAGAAAUAAGCGUCAAAGGACAAGAGAAACUUAAUUCUUCAUCAAAUCAGAGAAAUGAAAAAGGAGCGGUGCAAAAUGUGUCCUCUCCUGAAACAACUUGUGGGUCAACAGGUUCUGUAGAAAAGAAGCAACAGAGAAGAUCGAUUCGAACCCGCUCAGAGUCUGAGAAAUCCACUGAAGUUGUGCCAAAGAAGAAGAUCAAAAAGGAGCAGGUUGAAAUGGUUCCACUGACAGCAGUGAAGACAGGAUUGCAGAAAGGUGCCAGCGAGAUUUCAGAUUCUUGUAAACCUUUAAAGAAAAGGAGUCGUGCCUCAACUGACGUAGAACUGACUAGUUCAGCUUACAGAGAUACAUCUGACUCUGAUUCAAGAGGACUCAAUGAUUUACAGGGUAGUUUUGGAAAACGUUCAGACAGCCCAUCAGCUACUGCCGAUGCUGAUGCUUCUGAUGUGCAGUCGGUAGACUCUAGCUUAUCCAGGAGAGGAACUGGAACAAAUAAAAAAGACACUGUUUGUCAGAUCUGCGAGAGCUCUGGUGAGUCUCUGGUGUCCUGCGAGGGCGAGUGUUGCAGUGUCUUUCAUAUGGAGUGUCUCGGCCUGAAGUCAAUGCCCGAUGAGAAGUUCAUCUGCACUGAGUGUAAAAACGGAGAACAUACGUGCUUUUCAUGCAAACUUCCUGGCAAAGAUGUGAAGCGCUGUUCCGUCAACACGUGCGGUAAAUUUUAUCACGAGGCCUGUGUUCGCAAGUUUGCCACUGCUCUGUUCGAGUCACGAGGAUUUCGUUGCCCGCAGCACUGUUGUACUGCCUGCUCAAUGGAUAAGGAUAUUCAUAAAGCAAGCAAAGGUCGCAUGGUGAGAUGUUUCAGAUGUCCCAUUGCCUAUCACUCAGGAGAUGGCUGUAUUGCUGCAGGAAGCUUGUUUGUGUCAUCCCACAUUCUCAUCUGUAGUAACCAUUCCAAAAGGAAUCACUCCUCAUCAGCUGUAAAUGUAGGCUUUUGUUUCGUUUGUGCAAGAGGGUUGGUAGUGCAGGAUCAUUCAGACCCCCUGUUCAGUUCAUAUGCCUAUAAGUCCCACUACCUACUGAAUGAAUCAAAUCGUGCUGAGUUGAUGAAAUUACCUAUGAUUCCUCCUCCUUCGUCAGCUUCCAAAAAGAAAUGUGAGAAAGGUGGAAAACUGUUAUGCUGUGAAUCCUGCCCAGCUUCCUUUCACCCUGAGUGUCUCAACAUAGAAAUGCCUGAAGGAUGCUGGAAUUGCAAUGACUGUAAAGCUGGCAAGAAGCUACGUUACAAGCAGAUUGUUUGGGUCAAGCUUGGAAAUUACAGGUGGUGGCCAGCAGAGAUCUGCAAUCCCAGGUCUGUGCCUCUCAACAUACAGGGCCUCAAACAUGAUAUCGGGGACUUCCCAGUAUUUUUCUUUGGUUCACAUGACUACUAUUGGGUACACCAGGGCAGAGUUUUCCCUUAUGUUGAAGGAGAUAAAAGCUUUGCUGAGGGGCAAACUAGUAUUAACAAGACCUUCAAGAAAGCACUUGAAGAAGCGGCAAAGCGCUUCCAGGAGCUGAAAGCACAAAGAGAAAGCAAAGAGGCAUUAGAAAUUGAAAGAAAUUCAAGGAAACCUCCACCUUAUAAACACAUUAAAUCCAACAAGGUAAUAGGGAAGGUUCAGAUUCAGGUAGCUGAUCUGUCAGAAAUCCCUCGCUGUAACUGCAAGCCAUCGGACGAGAACCCCUGUGGCCUGGAGUCGGAGUGUCUGAACAGGAUGCUGCAGUAUGAGUGCCAUCCCCAGGUGUGCCCAGCGGGAGAGCGAUGUCAGAACCAGUGUUUCACCAAAAGACUCUACCCUGAUGCUGAAAUCAUAAAAACUGAUCGACGUGGAUGGGGUCUCAGGACAAAAAGGAGCAUUAAAAAGGGUGAAUUUGUGAAUGAAUAUGUUGGCGAGCUGAUUGACGAAGAAGAGUGCAGAUUGCGGAUCAAACGUGCACAUGAAAACAGCGUAACCAAUUUUUAUAUGUUAACUGUAACAAAGGACCGGAUAAUAGAUGCUGGCCCAAAGGGGAAUUACUCUCGUUUUAUGAACCAUAGUUGUAAUCCAAACUGUGAAACACAGAAAUGGACAGUGAAUGGUGACAUUAGAGUUGGACUGUUUGCUCUUUGUGAUAUUCCUGCAGGAAUGGAGUUAACAUUCAAUUACAAUUUGGAUUGCCUGGGCAACGGUAGGACCGAAUGUCAUUGUGGAGCAGAAAACUGCAGUGGUUUCCUAGGAGUGCGUCCAAAGACAGCAUUUGCAACGGCAAAUGAAGAGAAGGUGAAGAAUGCAAAAUUAAAGCAGAAGAAACGGAAAAUAAAAACAGAACAGAAGCAGAUGCAUGAAGACAACUGUUUCCAGUGUGGAGAUGGGGGAGAGCUAGUCAUGUGUGAUAAAAAGGACUGUCCCAAAGCAUACCACCUCCUAUGCCUUAACCUGACUCAACCACCUUUUGGAAAGUGGGAAUGUCCGUGGCAUCAGUGCGACGUCUGUAGCAAUCCUGCAGUUUCAUUCUGUGAGUUUUGCCCUCAUUCAUUCUGUAAAGAUCACGAGAAGGGAGCCCUGGUGGCAUCAGCGUUGGAUGGCCGUCUCUGCUGCUCUGCACAUGACCCCAAAUCUCCUGUGGCACCUGAGUACUGGAGCAAGAUAAAGUGCAAAUUGGAACCACAGAAUCCUGUAGAAGAAGCAAAGGAGUGAAUUUGGUUAAAAACAAACAAGGGAGGGGAGAAGAGGGGCAAACAGGCGAUGAACUUGAAGAGACUGCUAUGACACAUUCAGUCUUUGUCAUCGGAGCCGUCGUGUGUGAACUGGGAACGGGACCAUUUAAUCUUAGCAAGCAGAAGCAGGCAGUGGUGUUUGUUUUUUAUUGUUUGGUCUUUUACCCUUGAAUGUGCUACAGCAGCUCUUACUGUUGGAAACCAGAAAGGUCUUGGCCUUCAAAGAAAAACGUAGACCUUUUGACAGUGAAAAGAAAAUUCUGUUUAAAAUGUUCUCUGAGUGUAGAAAGCAAAGCAUAGCAACAUAUUUAUUUAUUUAAUUUUUAAAGGGUGUUGAAGAUCUGGUUUUGAUCAGUCAACGUGUCUUUAAAAACAAAAUAGCAAAGCCAAUGUAACUUUUAUGUCUAGUUUAUGAAAAGAAUAAAGCCUCCCCACUCUGUGUAACAUUGAGAUGCCAUAAAGACAGAUGUGGGUUUCAGACCAGGUGACCCUGAAAUGCCUCCAUUCCAGUACUUAUUUUUAAAGGCAUUUUGAGAAGGUAGGUUAUAUAUCAUGUUAACUUGUGAAUAUUAUUGAAAAGCUUUUCCUAUGAGAAAUCAGGUGUAUGACUUCUUGGAAGUGCUUGUAACACGAGAUCUAGCAUUGUUUAAGGAGGGAAGAAAUCAUGGUUCCUUGCUCAAGAGCUAUAAUCGGUGUUUGCAGACAGGUGGAAAUUCAGAAAGAGCUUAAUUGCACGAUGGUAAUUUCUUUAUCCCGCCUAAUUUGGAAAACCUUCGUAGUUAGGAGAGCCUCCUGGCCUCGGUCACAUACUGCAGCACACUCAGAACUGAAGUCUUAAUCCUGCCAGUGGGAGCUCUGCCACUGACUUCUUUAGAUGGAGGAUUGUUCCGUGCACAUGUAUUUGUCAUCUGCCAAAUCUGCACUUGUUUUAUGGCAAUUAUAUUAGUGUGAUUCUUUAUUGCCGCCUUCUCAGACUCCCUUUAGCUUCAAAGGAAAUUUGAGCGCUUAAGGAAUCCAACCCAUGUGCAUGUUUGUUUUGAUUGAAUGUUUAGAUUUUUUUGCUGAGAGAGAUCUUCUGACUUUAAUCUUCAUUGUUAACGGAGCUAAGAAAAAUCUCAGCACUUCUUCAAUGAACAGGGUAUUUUCUGUCUGGGUAAGGGGCCGUAUUCGCAGCAGCCAACUUCAGCCUCAUGAGACAGUUCUCUCUUGGGUUUCUUCUGUUAAUCGGUAGAGAGACAGGCUCCUUCAGUGAGGCUUUUGAAAUGGCUUAGGUAGGCUCCUGCUCCAGAUUUUCUUUUGAAAACCUAUCCUCCUCCAUUUCUUGUGCAGGGAGCCUAGGGGGACUAGUUUCCCCAGGCUGAAGUUAGUCUUUGGUGAAUCUUCUCCCCUGGCCCCCCAUCUUACAAGGCGCUGUGCAUCUCCCCCUGCCCUGAUACAGUUAGAGCGUACUUUUGACUUGUAUACCGAUAUGAGCUAACUUCAUGCUAGCUUUUUGCUAAUGGGUAUUGAAAACAAUCCUGAAUGAAAAGAAUUAAGUGUUGCUGGCAUCUGGCUAAAUUAAGCCUUUGAAUUAAGAAUUAAGAACCUUAUCUCUGGAAAACUGCUUACAUAAACCUACAGGAACACGGUGACUUCUCAGUUCAAGAAAGUAGUAGGCUGAAAAAGUACAUGUGGGAUUUUGGAACAUGUCUUCCCUCUGGCUGGUGUCCUUCUCAUCCUCAAAUUUAUGUACAGGGGGGGAAAUUUUUUUGUGUGCAAUUGUAAAAUUACAAAAUACACUACAGUCUCUUUAAGCAGCUGCUGUGCCAUUUAACUGAUCCGGCAGUUCAUCUUCUGAACGGUCUGCAGAUGCCUUUCCUACAAACUUGUGGGUGUCUUGGGUGGCAUAACUGUGCAGAUCUCUCGUGGGUCAGUUUAUGGUACAGAGGGCUAAUGGGCUCUAUAAAGCACUUCAUCUUGUGGUCCGUACUACAGUGAAUGUCUGAAACACUACUCUUGCUUGAAAGCAGUGCUAUAUUUUGGUAUUUUUUACAAAAAAAAUUUACAAAAAGGAUUUUAUUUUUCUUAACGUUUUGUGUGAUAAAUGUCUCUUUUUAAGCUCUUACUGGGGGUGUUUAACCUUUUCAGAAAUUCCAAACAUAGCUCUUGCUACAGUGUCUGUAAGGCCCGAUGUGUUUACUUUAUAUUAUUUAUUAGGCUUGGUAACGUUCAAAUUGUUUUCUCUUAGAGCAUUCUGAGUAUUGCAAAUACGCUAUCGUGUG